AUGUCUCCUACGUCCACCAUAACAGCACUCGCGCCGCGUACACCAGACGCAUACACAACCGCCCAUCACAUCGGCAAUCCACCAACGUCCUUUAAAAACCCAUGGCCCUCGUACAAAAACAGCGGCAUAGCCACCGCCGUACGCACCCGCUUCACAACACCCAAAAACUUCGUCCCCGUCCCAACCGACCGCGCCGGCCUCGUCCAAGUCCGCAAGCCCGACUUCAACACCACCCGCAACGGGCUCAAAGCCACAUGGAUCGGCCACGCAAGUUUCCUACUCGAAACAACUCGCUCAGACUCUAGUGAACGAGGCAUGCGCCUCCUCGUCGACCCCGUCUGGAGCGAGCGCGUAGGACCUUACGGCAUGGUUGGGCCUGUACGCUUCACACCACCACCCUGCUCCAUCGAUGACCUCCCACACAUCGACGCCGUAUGCAUAAGCCACGACCACUACGACCACCUCGACUCCGAGACACUGCGCAAGCUCAACACAAAGCAAAACGGAGACCUGCGCAUCUUCUGCGGUCUAAACGUCAAAUCCGUAAUCACAGGCCUCAGUGCCGGCAUCACCGCAUCGCAAGUCACAGAGUUAGACUGGUGGGACGCCGUAACGCUCUCAACACCAGGCGUCGGAAGCGUAGAUAUAAUCUGCACACCCGCCCAACACCGCUCUGGCCGCGCACCCUGGAAUUUCGACGCUACACUCUGGUGUAGCUGGGUAAUCCGCGAGUCUUCUUCUUCUUCUUCCUCCUCCUCCUCCUCCUCCUCCUCCUCCUCCUCGCCAGCAACAGCACCCAAGUCCCUCUUCUUCGCAGGCGACACGGGAUACUGCCACGUCAGCUCUGACGACCAGUACUCGCACCACGAAGCCCCGCAUCCCCCUUGUCCCGCUUUCAAAGACAUAGGCAACCUGUACGGUCCUUUUGAUCUCGCUUUAUUACCCGUCGGUUGCUUCAUGCCGCGCGCGCUGCUGUCGGGCCAGCAUUCUAGUCCAGAGGAUUCGCUUGCGAUACAUAGGGAUGUGAGGAGUAAGAAGAGUGUUGGCAUGCAUUUUGGCACGUUUAGAGGUGGGUUUUCGGUCAAUUACGAGCCGGUUACCGAGCCGCCGAAGCGCUGGCGGAAAUGUGCAGAGGCGGAGGGGUUGGAGUGGGGGGUGGAGAUUGGGUUGUGUGAUAUUGGAGAGACGGUGGUGGUGGAGUAG
Messenger RNA from Bipolaris zeicola 26-R-13, 1203 nucleotides. RefSeq lists its product as uncharacterized. Gene Ontology annotation, molecular function: N-acylphosphatidylethanolamine-specific phospholipase D activity; zinc ion binding. The record is from RefSeq and is a predicted model, not a curated record. Gene Ontology annotation, biological process: N-acylphosphatidylethanolamine metabolic process; N-acylethanolamine metabolic process. Lineage: Eukaryota; Fungi; Ascomycota; Dothideomycetes; Pleosporales; Pleosporaceae. The transcript has a single exon. The coding region runs from base 1 to 1203 and encodes 400 amino acids. Gene Ontology annotation, cellular component: membrane-bounded organelle; cytoplasm.